AUGGGCUAUGGAAGUAACAGAAUUAAGCUAGCUCCAAGAACGCUGCUCCAAGAAGAUGCGGACUUCUUGAAAACUCUCCUUGAGUUUUUUAUGGAUCCGUUCCAGUUUCACCCUCUUCCUGAGUUGGCUGUGUCCCACCGUGCGCCAAAAACUAAAGAUGGAGAGCUUUUCUUUCAGUUCUCCAAGGAGGAAAUAUUUCGGUCGGCUGAACCUUUCAGGGUCUCGAUUGUUUUGAAGUUCCUCCGCAAUAGGCCUUCAUUGGAUGCUAUCAGGAUCUUCAUUCGAAAUCGAUGGAAUCUUGAAGGUGUUCAAGUGGUUUCGACCAUGUGGCGUCCCAGAAAUGUUUUUGUACGCAUGGCUUCAGAGGAGGAUUGUAUGAGAGCACUGUCUAGGGAAGCUUGCGAUAUUGACGGGAUCCCAUAUCGUGCUUUCCAUUGGACACCAAAUUUUAAGGAGCAGGAAGAACCAUCUAUUGUUCCGAUUUGGAUUGAAUUACCAGGUUUGCCUCCUAACUUUUAUCAUGAAUCUUUUCUUAAAAUUUUAACAGCCCCGAUAGGUAGAUUUAUUAGGCGUGAUAAUCCAAUGCGGUGUGCGACUCGCACUGAUGGUGCGCGUAUUUGUGUGGAGAUGGAUGCUGCCAUUGAGCCUCUUUCUCAUUUUUGGUUUGGGACGCCUGGGUUGGGGUCUAGCCGUAAGCAAGAUAUUGUGUAUGAAACAUUGCCCGCGUUCUGUUCUAAAUGCAAAAUUCAGGGGCAUAAUGUACGCACUUGUAGAGCUAGGAAAAAGAGACUAGAAAAUCGAUCUUGGGUUCAGCAACAAGAAACUGUUGUUGAAGACCAAGAACCCGUUGCUGAAGAGCCGAAAGAACCUGUUAUAGUAGAAUCUAGGGUUGAAGAUCAAACAAAGUUGGUUCAGGAACCCAAAGAGUUAACGUUUCCUUCAGUUACUGCGGAAAAAGAAACUGCAGAAAAUAUUACUUCAGAGAUUAAUCUGGAUUCUGUAGAGGCGAGGCAGAAUAAGGCAAGAUUGGAAAGGGUUGAUGUACUGCAGGAUUCAGUUACUCUGCUACGGGAGGCGGAGGUGGCUACGGAAGCUUUAGUUGGGGAUGUUUCUUUUAAUGAUUCGGAGGUGUAUACAGAGCAGAGGGUUGAUGACCAAAUGCAAAAGGAUGUUGUCUGUCUGGAAGAAGGGUCUCUCUCAGAUCCGGAGCCUGAUAUACAUGUUGACGUUUUUCCGCAGGACAAGGACUAUCAUACGGAAAUAGAGGAAGAAGCUGGAAAGAGGAAGGGACUUGGAACUUCUGUGGGACGUUUAAAGAGUUUGAUUAGUAAGUUUAAACCGAAGAUGGUAGUUUUGUUGGAGCCUUUCCAGAGUCUUGAUAAAGCUCAUUAUUACAUGCGGGCUCUUCAAUUUGAUAAUGUAAUAUAUAAUGAUGAAGUUGGUGGGAAAAUAUGGGUCUUGUGGAUGAAUGAUCUAGCGGUGAAUGUUAUUCGGAUGACAUCGCAGUUCUUAUCUUUAAGUAUAGCGGAGGGUGAUUUUCAGUUUUUGGGUAACUUUAUUUAUGCAAAAUGUAAUAUGAUGGAUAGGCAAAUUUUAUGGGAGGAGUUGAGGUGGAAUAAUCUGAGUGAGGAUCCUUGUUUGUUUGCUGAAGAUUUUAAUAUUAUUCGUUCGGAUUUGGAAAGAAGGGGUGGUAGAUCAAGGCCAAUAGCUGCUAUGGAUGAUUUUAAUAAAUGGAUUCAUGAGGGUUGUUUGAUUGAUUUAAACUCACUUGGUAGUAAGUUCUCUUGGUGUAAUGGUCAGCGUGGAUUAGCUAGAGCUUGGGCUAAACUGGACCGUGUUUUACUUGAUGCGAAUUUAAUGUCUAUUGUCCCUAAUGUGACUUGUUCGUAUUUGCCGAGGAUGACUUCGGAUCAUUGUCCCAUGCUAAUAGAAUUCCUUAAAGAUCCUUAUUCCUAUGGCCCUUGUCCAUUUCGUUUUCAGCAAAUGUGGGUUGAGCAUCCAGAGUUUAUAGAUUUUGUUAAGAGUGUGUGUUCUGUUCCGGUGGUUGGGACGGGGCUUCUUAAACUUGCUAGUAGGCUUAAAAGGGUUAAGGUGGCUCUUCGUGAAUGGAAUAAGCAAGUGUUUGGAAGGACCAAUGCUCAUAUUGCAUCUCUGGAAGUGAAGGUUGAGGGGCUUGAAGGGAGUCUGCAAAGAGAAUGGGAUAUAGAUGCCGAGAGGGAGCUUGUGGUGGCUUCUGCUGAGUUGUCCUCUUGGAGACGUAGGGAAGAUAUCAUAUUAGCUCAAAUGGCAAAAAUAAAAUGGAAUAUGGAAGGUGAUAGGAACUCUAAAUUCUUUCAUGUGUGGUUAGCUAAUAAAAGACGUAAAAGAAUCCAAGGAAUGAGAACUCCGGAUGGGAUUGAGUUUAAUUCAUCGGAAGAAAUUCAUAAUGGUGUCGUUGAUUAUUUCGCGGAUUUCCUUAAAAAUACUAAUCAGUUAAGAGCACUUCCAGAUUUAUCACAUUUGAUCUCGCCGGCUAUUGAAGAAGUGGAUUGUACCCACCUUUGUUGUAUUCCUUCCUUGGAAGAAGUCAAGGAGGCUCUCUCUUCUAUUCCUAUAAACAGUUCCCCUGAGCCAGAUGGUUUUGGAGCAGGUGCCCCAAUCUAUUAUUAA
Juglans microcarpa x Juglans regia is the source of this 2649-nucleotide messenger RNA. RefSeq lists its product as uncharacterized. NCBI's taxonomy places the organism in Eukaryota, Viridiplantae, Streptophyta, Magnoliopsida, Fagales, Juglandaceae. The coding region runs from base 1 to 2649 and encodes 882 amino acids. The transcript is spliced from 6 exons. The record is from RefSeq and is a predicted model, not a curated record.